Messenger RNA from Nezara viridula (southern green stink bug), 8814 nucleotides. The record is from the annotation of a GenBank genome assembly. Lineage: Eukaryota; Metazoa; Arthropoda; Insecta; Hemiptera; Pentatomidae.
AAGCUUCUGUUUCAGGACUAUACUUAACUUUAUGAACAUGAAAUAAGCCACCUUGAGAAACUGUACCAAUUCUAUCUCCCAUAUUAUGAAAUUUCAAAAGGUCAGUUGAAAAUAAGGUGUAUUACCAUUAAAUAAUAAUCCCUUUGUUUACCGGAUGCUAUAGAAACUUCCUGCUUUCAAUUCAUAUUUAUUGGUUGAAUAAGUAAUUAAAAUUAAUUAUUAGAACAGCUGAAAGAUUUAAUGUAAUAUUUAGUGUUCUAAAAUAAAUUACAUUUUAAUAUAGUAGGUAUUUAAAUUAGCGUUUCCCCGGUUGAUAUAUUUUCGUAAUCAAAGUAUUAGAAAAACAACUUCAGAACGGAAAAAGUACCCCACAUGCAUAGAUGGAAAUAAUCAUAAUCAAAGAUUACGAUUACAGACAUUUUUAUGACGUGAUUACGAUUAUAGUGAUUUGAUUACUUGAUUGCACGGUUAUAAUCUUUUCCGAUUACGAUUGUAAUCAUAUUGAUUAUCGUGUCUCAUUUUUGCUAUAUUUAUAGUUCUAUUGCAUACAGUAUAAAAUACGAGUGGUCAUUGAGCUUUUUUCUCAGUUGUAAUCAUUGAUUCCUAUUUUGCCCAUCUCUGCCCGCAUGCUGCUAGUUUGCUCGUAUUCAAAACCCGCAUUACGAAAAGACUAUUAAACUAUUUUUGUAUUGCACUUUCCCUCGAAAUGGUAAGGAAACUUUGCAGCGUUUUUGCGUUUUUGGUUUUUUAUCUUCCUGCACAUGAAAUCUCCAUCAUGUGGGAGCAGCUCCCGUUAUUUCAAUUAUCUUUAUCACUCAGGGGUGCCCAUCCCCCCAAGGUCAAUGGCGCAAGAACCUACCACCUCCCUCCUCCCAAGGUAUUUUAUUAGUCACAUUAUCUUGAAAACAAAUCAAGCUAAGAUAGAAUUAGACAAAUAGUAGAUGAUAAACAAUUACACUUUCUGCGGUCUGACCCAUGUUUUCCAUUUUUCCUCUAGUCCGAAAAUUCAUGGCGCAGUCGAAAUUUGCCCCCCUCAAAAAUUCAAAAAACAUAUCAAAAUAUGCUGCCCUCAAAAAUUUUGAUGGCACAACUUGCGCCAUGGAACCUCCUUCUGGGCACCCCUGUGCAUCACAAGCUUCAUAUUAUUGUUAUGUAUGUGAGUAAAUAUAUCUAAAAACUAGUUUGAACGAAUAAAAAAAAUCUCAGGAACUUUCCUAGCUUUGGAAAAAAAUCAAGGAUGACAAUUUCAUUAUUCAAUUCUUAUUUCUUAUUGAAAACAGUAAUGUAUAGAAUUCAGAGAUCGGGGAAUAGAUAUCGGAAAUUGGGAUGGAUGAUUAUUAUUUGAAGAAACAUCUCGAAAGUAGAGACAUACGGAACAUUGAGCUGCAGGCCUUAAGUCAUGAAUCGUUUAUGCUAAAUUCCACUUUUCACCCAAAAAAUUAUCAAUUUAAGCGGUAUAGUAAUUGAGGCCGAAUGUGUUAAACCAUAAACUUUAACAUUCUCGAAUUUCCUAUUUUUUCUGUCCUCCCCUACCUCGCCUUUUAGGCUAUACAGGGAUGUUCCCGGUCCAGGAGAGAGGACGGGGAAUAAGGCCAGAGUUAAAAGCCCUCAGGUACCGGAACUCGAAGUCGUAGGUAUCUUUUAUCUCAUAAACUCCAGUUUUAUCAAUCACCUAGUUGCCGGACAUCGUUGAUGCACUCGGCCGCCGCGCCUCCUAAGAUUCAAUCUCGAGUCUAACGAUGCAGUUUGGAAUCCAGUCUGGGUGAUUUGAAAUUUAUUUCGUGGCGGAUCCAUGGAAUGAAUUUCCUGAAUGACCUUUCUACUCUGAUUAAAAUAGAUUUUUUUUGUACCUUUAGAUCGACCUCCUCCCACCUUCCUAUGCCAUGUGGUUUAAAUAUUUUACAUUUAUUUUAUUUAUUAAUUUUCCACCCUCUCUUGCCUAUUAGGAUAUGCGCGUGUUUGCAGUUGUAGAAUGUUACACAUGACUGAAUGACAACUCACUAAUGCUAAUAAAACAUUUACACAAGUUUCCAGUUCUUGUUAAAUAUUCGGUGGCCUCAGCCAAGGGCAGUGUUUCCACUUUGGCGAAUAGGUUCCCUUUUUAGAGAAAUUCCAAGGUUGGGGAGAAGGGAAAAAUUUGUAUCAACUAAAGCUAAACCAAGCAACAGGCAUAAACGAGUAGUUACAUCUAAUAAUAAGUAUUGUUUUGUAUAUAUUUGGGUGGAAUUUUUCAGAACGUUCUGAGGUAAAAAUCUAACUGAUCAAAAGGGAAAUUAAAUAAAAUAUUGUGGAAAUUCUGGUCAAGGGAGACUUAGCGUUGGUCCUUCUUUCCUGGCCCGUGUUGAAAUGGACCCACUGCCGUCAUAAAUGCAUUCAUAAAUCAAUUUCUUGACCGAUGAAAUUUCUUCUUACUGAUAUUUCAAAUUUAUGGUUUAAUUUGUUCAUUUACUUGAAAAGUUAGGUGGAUCCCAUUCGGCAAUGAAGAAAAGGGCCCUCAUCGACGAUUUCGCCCCGUGCCACAGUAUUUCUUGCCACACCACUGGAUGACACAAAAAUAUUAAACAAUGGCAAGAGAAAGUCCCUAAAACGCUCGGGAACGUCCAACACGACCACCAAUACCAACAAUUGUUGUUAUUUUAGAACGAUUUUUCGAUUUCUUGCUUGGUGGCAGAAUCUUUCUUCCUUGUAUGCUGAUUUUAAGAAAUCUGAAAAAUUCUGCGUGUAAUUCUAACGAUACUAUUCUUCCUUUAAAUCUAUGACAAAUGUAUUUGUAUAGGGAUCUCUAAUUACUUUCACCAAGUGAGGGAUGGCGAAAGAAUAUUCAUUUCCCAAAUUUGAUCAGAUGCAGUCCUGGUUAGAAAAACUAACAAUCCCCAAAGUUGUGAAUUUUGGAGCGCAAUCAGAUUCUGGAAGCUAGGCCGAAAGAAGAAGGAAGAAGAUAGAACAGAAGAACUGUGUGCACAUCUAGUAGUAGUGUGUUAUUAAGUAUUCAUGCCUAAAACAAACUAUCGCAAACACCCGUAUUGCCAUUGUGGCAUGGGAGGGUGGAACAAAUAAAUAAAAUAAUAAGGAUUGGGAUUUGAAGUUGGAUAAUUCUUCCUUAACUUACAGUAAUAAUUAUAGGAACGUCGAUCUGUGGGAUGUCUGGUGCGUUGCCAUAACAGUCUGGCACGGCGUUUGCUAUGGAUUAACUCCAGGAUGUGCAUUGCAACUUCUUGCUUAUGCGGAUGAUAUCUACAUUGCUGGUCGAUCUUUCCAGGCAAUCUCUGAUGGAUUAUUGAAACUAGUAGAAACAGCAAAAAAAAAUGGGCAUUAAAGUUAACGCUGCAAAAUCCAAAUACAUGGUCAUUGAGGAAAAUCCCAGACCGGGCGAAAGCAUUACCAUCAGAGAAUUCUUCAGUGAAAAAGUGUCAGAAUUUAUUUAUUUCGGAUCCCUCAUAGCACAUGAUAAUGUUGUGGAUUCUGAAAUUAAGCGAAGAGUGCUAUGUGCCAAUCGUUGUUAUUAUAGUCUCAGUCCAUAUUUUAGGAGCUAUGCUUUAACCAGAAUAACAAAAAUCCUGUAUAAAACUGUUAUUGGACCGAUACACCUUUGUGCCUCAGAAACAUGGACUAUCUCCAAAACUGACGAGCAGAAUCUAAUGGUUUUUGAGAGGAAGUUUUGCGUAAAAUCUUUGGAGCUGUGACCAGUUAUGGAGACGUCGGACAAACCAGGAGCUCAAAGAUUUCUUUUAAGAACCAGAUGUGGUUCAUUUCAUGAAGCUUGAUAGAUUGAGAUGGGCUGGACACAUCGCUCGAAUGGCUGAGAAUGACAUUCCGAAAAAAAUCAUUGCAGUAGUAAUACACGGAAUAAGACUGAAUAGAAUAGACUAGAACUGAAAACAUAAAGAAUAUUUUCCAUGAAUAUCAUUAUUCUGAUGUUAAAAUAGAUUUAUAUAACAGCACAAACGGAUCCAGGAUUUAAUUUUUUUUUGUCUUAAAGUAUAAUUGCUCGUUUAAUGACUUUUAAUAGGACUUAAAGAAUCACUUAAACACCAUUUCAUAUAGGUAGUUAGUAUCUUUAUGUUUUUCUAAAGUAAUUAUCGUUAUAUAUAUGAAAAAAAAGCUUCCGGGCUGAAGCCCCCCCCCAAAUUAAAUCCUGAAUCCGCUAGUGGCAUGCAGUAAAAAUAUAAAUAUAAAAAAACAUUAAUAAAACGCCACUGUCAUAUAAGUUUUAAAUUGACAUAUAAAUAUAAUUUAGAAAAACCUAGAACAUUGGAAAAAAUAGAAAUAGAAAAUUAUUAGAAGCUACAUAUAUUACCAAUAACAACUAUAAAACAGUAAAUUAUAAAACUGAAUCAUUAGGAACACACUAUUUUAAUAAUAACUAAAACAAAAUUAUUAUUUCGAAUUUAUUACACAACUCAUCUUAGCUGACUAACAGUGAUAUAAGCAAAUAUCGAGAUAAAACAAUUACACCUCAGAAUAACAACAACAUAUGAUUUAUCAAGGUUCAUAGUACAAGUUUUGAGGUAAAGACUAAUUCUUGCAAUGUAAUUGUAUUGUUUUUAGAUGGUAUUAAAGUAAUUUUAAAUUAUUAAAUAACAGAGUUAUAUAUUUAAUGUAAUAACUGAUAAUGUUCUUUUUAUUAAUAGAAAAUGGGGAUUCAAACGUGAAAUAUUGACUAAUUAAAAGAUAUGAAUAAGAUCUUACUCUGCAACCUACAAAAAAAUGUUUAAAAUUACUUUGUAUUUCUAAUAACUGUUUCUCCAACCAACUUUUCUCAACAUCUUCCAACAGUCAACAAUUAUCCACUAUUAGAACAAAAAAAAAUUUAGCCUGCCUCAAAACACCAACAAGAAAAAAACAUAUUGGUUAUCAAAAUUGUUUUUGGAAAAAAAAUCAAAUAUUUGGCACCUUAGCCUUUGUUGAUUUUUUCCGUUCUCCUUUCUACUAAUUAUGCACUAAUGUCCAAAAAAAAAAGUAUCCUAAUAACCCAAGUAUUUUAAUCUGUGGGAUAUGUGUAUUUGCGUUCUUUAUUGUAUUUACAAAUAAAUAUAAAUUUAUUUCUAGAAAAAAAAAAAUUAAUUUGAUGCGUUAGUAUGUUUUGUUUUGAUAAUUUGAAGUUGAUCAGUAAACGAAAAUGACUUAGUAUUUUUAAUUAUCUGCAUGAAACUUAAUAGAUAUUAAUUUUAAAAUAAAUGUUUUCUCUCUAUUUACCACUUUAUUUCUCUUAAAUGCUGAAAGGUUCCAGACGAUACUUUAGAAAUUUUAUUUUAGGAAUUAAGUUUCUAGAAGUAUUGAGUACAGUUGGGGGGGGGGGGGGAGAGUAAUAAAUAUUUUCUAUCAGCUGUUAUCUAUUGCGUCAAGGAUUCCGGCUUUGGAGGUCGAGCAGUUUUUUUUUUUUUUUCUCCUUCUCGUCUAGAGAAAACAUUUUAUCAGACUUUCUUUGAGCUAUUGGGCAAAGGUUCAGUAUUGACCCCUUUGAGUAUUAUCUUUUAGUAUUGAUAAGAACACAGCAGUAGUAUAUCAUUCAGCUGUUUUCAUUUCUUGCCGAGCCCAUACCAAAUCCAGCAUGAGUUCAUUGAGACAAGUCAUUAAUUCUAAUUUGAAGCCAAAUUUCAAGACAUUUGUUAGAACAUUUGCCUCUGAAGGAAAAUAUCCUAAUGGAUAUAGCUUUGAAUUAAAUGAAACUCAAAGAGAGUAUCAAGACAUUGCUAGAAAAUUUGCUCGUGAGGAAAUAAUACCCAAGGCUGCUGAAUAUGACCGAACUGGAGCAUUUCCAUGGGAUUUAGUUAAGAAAGCACAUGAAGUUGGUGUUAUAAAUACCCACAUACCCCAAGCUUAUGGUGGCAUGGCAAUGGGGGUAUUCGAUGGCUGUCUUGUUGCAGAAGAAUUAGCAUAUGGCUGCACAGGCAUUGCUACAGCUUUAGAAGCAACUGGACUAGGGCAAACCCCUGUACUGAUUGCUGGAAAUGAUGCACAGAAGAAGAAAUAUUUGGGAAGGUUGAUUGAAGAACCAUUAUUAGCUGCUUACUGUGUAACAGAACCAGGAGCAGGCUCUGAUGUCAAUGGUGUCAAGACUCGAGCUGAAAAGAAGGGCGAUGAGUGGAUUCUGAAUGGACAGAAAAUGUGGAUUACCAAUGGAGGUGUUGCUAACUGGUAUUUUGUACUGGCAAGGACUAAUCCUGAUCCCAAAGCACCUGCCUCUAAAGCUUUCACAGGUUUUAUUGUCGAGAGAGAUUUUCCAGGGGUCACUCCUGGCAGAAAGGAGAUGAAUAUGGGCCAAAGAGCAUCUGAUACUCGUGGCAUAACUUUUGAAGAUGUUAGAGUACCUAAAGAAAAUGUACUUGUUGCAGAGGGUGCCGGUUUUAAAAUUGCCAUGGAAACAUUCGACAAGACUCGACCACCAGUAGCUGCAGCUGCUACAGGUCUUGCCCAAAGAGCGUUUGAUGAGGCUUUGAAGUAUUCAUUAGAACGAAAAGCUUUUGGUGCUGUUGCGUUUAUCUUGGCGGAUAUGGCAAUUGGCGUGAACACUGCUAGACUUUCUUGGCAGAGAUCAGCUUGGGAAGUUGAUCAAGGCAGAAGGAACACUUAUGAAGCAUCUAUCGCUAAAGCUUAUGCGGCUGAUGUUGCAAACAAGUGUGCUACCGAUGCUGUACAGGUCUUUAAUUCUAAUUUGAAGCCCAGUAUCAAGACAUUUGUUAGGACAUUUGCUUCUGAAGGAAAUUAUCCUAAUGGCUUUAGCUUUGAAUUAAAUGAGACUCAAAGAGAAUAUCGUGACUUGGCUAGGAAAUUUGCUCGUGAAGAAAUACUGCCCAAGGCUGCUGAAUAUGACCGAACUGGAGCAUUUCCAUGGGAUAUAGUUAAGAAGGCGUAUGAAGUUGGUCAAACUCCUGUAAUGAUUGCUGGAACUGAUGCUCAGAAGAAGAAGUAUUUAGGAAGGCUGACGGAAGAACCAUUAUUAGCUGCUUAUUGUGUAACAGAACCAGGAGCAGGUUCUGAUGUCAAUGGUGUCAAGACUCGAGCUGAAAAGAAGGGCGAUGAGUGGAUUAUAAAUGGACAGAAAAUGUAUUUUGUACUGGCAAGGACUAAUCCUGAUCCGAAGGCACCUGCUUCUAAAGCUUUCACAGGUUUCAUUGUCGAGAGAGAUUCUCCAGGGCUCACUCCUGGUAGAAAGGCUGUUGCGUUUAUGUUGGCGGAUAUGGCAAUUGGUGUGAACUCUGCUAGACUUGCUUGGCAGAGAGCAGCUUGGGAAGUUGAUCAAGGUAUGAAGAACACUUAUGCAGCAUCCAUCGCUAAAGCUUAUGCGGCUGAUGUUGCAAACAAGUGUGCUACCGAUGCUGUACAGAUAUUUGGUGGAAAUGGAUUUAAUUCUGAGUAUCCUGUUGAAAAGUUGAUGAGAGAUGCCAAAAUAUACCAAAUCUAUGAAGGAACUGCUCAAAUACAACGACUUAUCAUUUCUAGAGAGCUUAUUGAUCAAGCUAAGAAACAACUUAUUUAAAAUAUGUGUUGUAUAUUUUAGAACUUCAUUAAUUUCUAUUUAAUAGAAAACAGCUGAAGAUAAAAGUUCAAGUUUUCAUAUAGACUGAAUAGAAUUUAACGAAAUGCUAUAUAUAAGAUGUUAUUUUUUAUAUUGAAAAUUCGAUCUAAUUGGUCAAUAAAUAUUAAAAGCUGUGAAGUUUAAUUGUUACCAUUUAUUUAUUAUUUACACCAUAUUUUUACUGUUGUACUGGUUUGCUAAAUCAAUUGAGUUAAACUCCCUUUUUUUGUAUAUAUUUUUAUUUAAAACCAUUUCAUUAUGUAAUGUAAUUAUAAAAUUGAAAUAAAAUUGUACCAUAUAAUGUUAUUAUACUUGACAUGAGAUAUAUUCUUCCACAUAUAACAAUGUUUCAGGUAUUUUAAAUUAAUUUAUUAUAAUGUUGUGGAUGCCAUUUACCAUAAAUGUAAUUCUAGUAAAAGUUGGAUGAAGGUUUAAAGACAAUGAAGUAUAAAAACACAUAAAGUGAAACUUAUUGUAUUUUUUUGUGCUUUUGUUUCAACACACUGUGCAGGUACUUCAUCAAGGCUGCGCAAAGAUGCCAGAUGGAGUGAACUCCUUAAUGAGAUGACCUGGUCUUCCCAUUCAUUAAAUGAAAAUACGGAGGAACUGUAGGACCCAGUGAAUGUUUGAACAGGAUGGACCAACCAUUCAUCGUCCUGGCUCUGGAUUAGUGUCUAAACUGAGUCUCUCUAACCAUGAGGGGAGUCUGGGAGGACAUAUUUGAAUGUACAAGUCUGGAGACCACAGUUUCCUCUUUCUCUUUCUUUUCAUAGUACCAUUUCCUUUCAAAAUUUUGAUGUUGAUUCAACAGGCAAAUGCAGUAUUUAUAAAAAUAACACAUAUAAGUUGAAACAUAGUUUGUGGAGGUGAUUCACUGUGCAAUUCUGAGAAACACAUUCACUAGUCAGCUGGGGAUGUGUUGUUCAUUUUUACUUUCACUUACCUCCUAUAUAUAUUAAGAGAAAGCAAUAUCUCAAUUUUUGGCCUAAGGUCUCCUAUUUAUUCCUUUUCGUUGCCAACUGAUUGAUUAGUUUAUUUCCUCGAUACAAUUAUUUUUAAGUAUGAUGCAUCUUGGCUUCAUCUCUUUCAUAAAUUGCCUUGGUCAGAAAAUGCUUAAAACUUUUUUAUCUAGCCUUUUCAGGUCAGAAUCAUGCUUGACCAUCAGUUUUCCCCCCUUAGUUAAUUGUUUAAUUAAGAGUACUCACUUGAUAGAGGUUAGUUGUGCCCCAGGCGUGUCUUCGGACUCCAGGGUCCAUCUCCUAAUGAAAAAUUAGGAGACAUCAGCCGAAUUGGAA